UAUCUUUCUUUUUCAGGUUUGGACCAAUCAGAAAUACUACGAAACAAUCAUUAUACACUGCGCACCGUGAGUUUUUGGUUAGGAUCUGUUGUGCAGAGCCAGUCCUCUUGCUGGAAGCGCUGCUGGCGAGCAUCAGUGGAUGGUUGGGCCAGCACUACCUUCCACUCAAAGUGUGACAACAAAGGGCCCACACUGACCAUUAUCCACGUGGGAUUAUACAUCUUUGGUGGAUACACCAGCACAUCAUGGGGUAAGUGAAUCAUUGAAUGCUUUCACCUGAUUAGUUCUCUUCAGUGAAACGUUUUAAGUCUCCCUUCUAUAAUAACAUGAACCUGAAAAAAAAUUCUGGCAUAAAGUUUGUGUUGUCUGAUUGUCUGAUUAGAAUUGAAUUUUGACACGAGAUCAUGCUCGAUUAGGAAAAGCUGUUCCCUGUAUUUAUGCAAAAACUUCUUUUAUCAUCGAGAAAAACUGACAUUAAACGGGCGAUAGAAAGUUCAUUCGAUAACUUUUUUUUUCAUUGUAGUUGUUAACUAA
This is a messenger RNA of Pocillopora meandrina, 534 nucleotides long. The record is from the annotation of a GenBank genome assembly. NCBI's taxonomy places the organism in Eukaryota, Metazoa, Cnidaria, Anthozoa, Scleractinia, Pocilloporidae.